Messenger RNA from Phyllostomus hastatus (greater spear-nosed bat), 3399 nucleotides. It is a transcript of the gene RHOT1, whose product is annotated as ras homolog family member T1. Lineage: Eukaryota; Metazoa; Chordata; Mammalia; Chiroptera; Phyllostomidae. The coding region runs from base 209 to 2467 and encodes 752 amino acids. Gene Ontology annotation, cellular component: mitochondrial outer membrane. The transcript is spliced from 22 exons. Gene Ontology annotation, biological process: mitochondrion organization; small GTPase-mediated signal transduction. Gene Ontology annotation, molecular function: GTP binding; GTPase activity; calcium ion binding. The record is from RefSeq and is a predicted model, not a curated record.
CGACCCGGCCGCCGCCGCCCGCGGAGCCGGAGGAGGUGGAGCUGGCUCUGUCCCGGCUCCGAGUGGGUUUGCAGUGGAGUAGGCGGUGCGGCGGCCCUCGGGUGGCGGAGGCUCGGGCGGGGCGGCUGGGGAGGCUGGCAGGCAGUGCCGGCUGCGCGGGGAGAGCGGUGUCUUGGGGUGGGCGCUCCCGGCAAGAGGAGUCCGCUCCAUGCAUGCGGGCGGAACCCGGCCCAGACGAGCCGCCGACAUGAAGAAAGACGUGCGGAUCCUGCUGGUGGGAGAACCUAGAGUUGGGAAGACAUCACUGAUUAUGUCUCUGGUCAGUGAAGAAUUCCCAGAAGAGGUUCCUCCCCGGGCAGAAGAAAUCACCAUUCCAGCUGAUGUUACCCCUGAGAGAGUCCCGACACACAUUGUAGAUUACUCAGAAGCAGAACAGAGUGAUGAACAACUUCAUCAAGAAAUAUCACAGGCUAAUGUCAUCUGCAUAGUUUAUGCUGUUAACAACAAGCAUUCUAUUGAUAAGGUAACAAGUCGAUGGAUUCCUCUCAUAAAUGAAAGAACAGACAAAGACAGCAGGCUGCCUUUGAUACUGGUUGGGAACAAAUCAGACCUAGUGGAAUAUAGUAGUAUGGAGACCAUCCUCCCUAUUAUGAACCAGUACACUGAAAUAGAAACCUGUGUGGAGUGUUCGGCAAAAAACCUGAAGAACAUAUCAGAGCUCUUUUAUUAUGCACAGAAAGCUGUUCUUCAUCCCACAGGGCCCCUGUACUGCCCGGAGGAGAAAGAGAUGAAACCAGCCUGUAUAAAAGCCCUUACUCGUAUAUUUAAAAUAUCUGAUCAAGAUAAUGAUGGCACACUCAAUGAUGCGGAACUCAACUUCUUUCAGAGAAUUUGUUUCAACACUCCACUAGCUCCGCAGGCUCUGGAAGAUGUCAAGAAUGUAGUCAGAAAACAUAUAAGUGACGGUGUGGCUGAUAGUGGAUUGACACUGAAAGGUUUUCUAUUUUUACACACACUUUUUAUCCAAAGAGGGAGACACGAGACUACUUGGACUGUGCUGCGACGAUUCGGUUAUGAUGAUGAUCUGGAUCUGACACCUGAGUAUUUAUUCCCCUUGCUAAAAAUACCUCCUGAUUGCACAACUGAAUUAAAUCAUCAUGCAUAUUUGUUUCUCCAAAGUACCUUUGACAAGCAUGAUUUGGAUAGAGACUGUGCUUUGUCACCUGAUGAGCUUAAAGAUUUGUUUAAAGUUUUCCCUUACAUACCUUGGGGGCCAGACGUGAAUAACACAGUUUGUACCAAUGAAAAAGGCUGGAUAACCUACCAGGGAUUCCUCUCCCAGUGGACGCUCACGACCUAUUUAGACGUGCAGCGGUGCCUGGAGUACCUGGGCUACCUGGGCUACUCCAUACUGACCGAGCAAGAGUCUCAGGCCUCAGCACUUACAAUAACAAGAGAUAAGAAGAUAGACCUUCAGAAAAAACAGACCCAAAGAAAUGUGUUCAGGUGUAAUGUAAUUGGGAUGAAAAACUGUGGAAAAAGUGGAGUUCUUCAGGCUCUUCUUGGAAGAAACUUGAUGAGGCAGAAGAAAAUCCGUGAUGACCAUAAAUCCUACUAUGCGAUUAACACUGUUUAUGUGUAUGGGCAAGAGAAGUACUUGUUGAUGCAUGAUAUUUCAGAAUCGGAAUUUCUUACGGAGGCUGAGAUCAUUUGUGAUGUUGUGUGCUUGGUAUAUGAUGUCAGUAACCCCAAAUCCUUUGAAUACUGUGCCAGGAUUUUUAAGCAACACUUUAUGGACAGCAGAAUACCUUGCUUAAUCAUAGCUGCAAAGUCAGACCUGCAUGAAGUUAAACAAGAAUAUAGUAUUUCACCUACUGAUUUCUGCAGGAAACACAAAAUGCCUCCACCACAAGCCUUCACUUGCAAUACUGCUGAUGCACCCAGUAAAGAUAUCUUUGUUAAACUGACAACAAUGGCCAUGUACCCAGAGGAUCAUUACAGAGACAGACUCUCCCGAGGCACGGGCAGCACUGAUAGAAUAGAGAAUUUGAGAAAAAUCUGGGUCUUUCUAAAAACUGCUUUCCAUGCCCGGUUACGCUGUAUGUGCACCUGCAACAGGUGUACAUUUUGCAUCUGUCAGAACUUCCUCAACUCAGACUUGCUGCAAUCUGUAAAGAACAAAAUCUUCACUGCAGUUCUUAACAGGUUAAGAGCCCGGGUAGCUGAGUGGGGUGCCAUGCUGUUAGCAGACGACGAAGGCAGUAUUACUCACCAGGUGCACGCCGUCAGCUCUGUUGAAGAUUCCAUCUUCAUGGAGUCAUCUCAUGGUCCACUUUUUCUUGAAGCCAGGCACGUGACACAAGCUGACCUCAAGAGCUCCACGUUUUGGCUUCGAGCAAGUUUUGGUGCUACUGUUUUUGCCGUUUUGGGCUUUGCUAUGUACAAAGCAUUAUUGAAACAGCGGUGAUUAAAAAAAAAAUACUGGCCCCUACCAAAAACAAAUACUUUUAUGUACAUUCUGAAUGCUUUAAAUUCUGCUAGAAAUAUUGACAUAUUUAUACAUGCAGAGUUACUUUAUUAAUUAUUUGUAAUUCAUGAUAGUUGUAACUGCAGUAUUGACUAGCGUAUGGAAAGAAACAGCUUAACAGCCAGACUAAAAUGGCUAACUUCCAGAGGCCAAAAGGGAAUAUUUUGUAAAUAAUGUACAUAUUCAGGCAAGAUAUGGUCUCCCAAACUGAGUUCUAGAAACAAUAUUUCUAGAUGUUUCUACACGGUAUUGUUAGUGCUCAGCUGCCUCACUCUCCCAGGUUUAAGUCAGCUCAGAUUGUGUUUACUCGUGGAUCACUUAUUUAUUUCACGCUUAUUCAGAAUGAUCUUUGCCAUUUUCUCUCCGUUAUUCCAAGCAAACGAGUCAGUGUCAGCUUACCAGCACAGCCUCUCUCAGUCAUCGGGGGGCGGGCCAGCCCUGCAGCCACCGUGCGGUCCAGACGGCUGCGGAGCCGAGCCAGGGGCCCCCUGGAAGGGGCCGGUAGGCCAGAGGUGUUACCACGUGAUCAUGUCGUUUCCUUUGUCGCUGUGUUGAAUUUUGUAGCCCUUUCAAUCAAAUGAGAAACAGAUUUGUAUAUUACCGAUAUUUUAGUUUAAAUAAACAGUCACCAUUACUACUGGUGAGUUUCCUCCCGAAGUACAUGAAUCAUUCAGAGAGGCUGUGUCUGCUGUAGUGCGUUCCAGUAGCUGCAUGUGUCAUGAAGUGUUCUGUACCCGGCCAGGGCAGCCGGAAAGCAGCACUUUUUUUAAAUGGUAAAGUACAUCUAAUGAAUAUAAACUCCCAUGAUAAACCUAUUUUUUCCAUCAUUGACCUUUUCAAGUAUUUAAAUAAAUAACCACUGUGUACUGUGA